GCAAACGGGUUAGGUUAGAUCUACAGAUACAUUUACAGCUAAUUCAGUAUGUGUUCACGUAUGCAAUGAUAGUUUGCGGAUACGAAUUUUGUAAUCAUCGAUUCGACAAGAAAUUUUUUAUUGCAACGACGAACUUAUUGGUUAUAGCAUGUGUCAUGUGGAUCUUUAUAAUUCAUGUUGCUAAUGUAACAUAAUUUUAAGUAAUAGUCGAUCAUAAAACGACCUUUGUGGAGGUUCAGUGUGCAUGCGCUACGUGCACUCAAUCGAGGCAGUGGUGUUACUUUACCUAAAGCAUAUGACGGACGUUAGCAGUUUUCUUUUUACUUUAAGUAUAAAUUGGCAGCAAGAACUGGCCAGAUGAAGGGUGAAUCUAAUUGCUUCUAUGGUGCUUUGUUUAUUAUUAUUGUAGAUCGUGCAUAUUUUAAUUUCAAUCGUCUUUUUUACAUUUUCUAUGGUUAAUCAUUAAUUGUAUCGUCACUUUUUUAUAAGAAGCAUUUUACAUUUAUUUUCAUACUCUUCGGCGUUCUGAAAAAGUAUUUAAGUGGGCGGUGCUCCAUUUCGUAAAAAGAACAACAAAAAAUACGAAAAACUGUUUGUUAACUGUCAAAAAGUUCUAUCAUUGUUAUAUAAUUUAUUUCAUUAUAUUAUUAGUCAAAUAUACCAUUUUUCCACUGUAUUUCACAAGAAUACUUGAUGUUAUGUCUUCUACUUCAAUUAUUUUUAUAAAAUGUUACCAUUCUAAUUUAAAUAAGUUUUUAAUACAUCUAUAUAUGUAUAAUUGUUUUAAUAACAUGCACACACACACAUACACGCACACGCGAGCAAUAGAUUAAUAUACAAGAUUAAUAUAUUAGUGCACAAGAUUGAUAUAUGUAUAAUGAUUGAAUCGGUUGAAAUUUAAAAAAGAAGUACUUUUAAUUGUAUGAUACAAUAUAGAUAAUGUCAGAUGAUGAUGCUGCAUUGGACUCAAUGGAUACAGAAGAAGAUAUCUUUUCUCCAAGAAACCGUAGCCUGGGCUCUAAUGCCAGAAGGGUUAAAAGUUUGCGUACUUUACGAUCACAUUCAAGUUCUGCUUCUCAUAUAUCUAUGAAUAACCUAAGUGUGCGCCGUAGCACACGUCAUAGAAUGCAAACUUAUGAUAAUCUUAAUACUAGCUGGAUCUUAGGUACACAAACAUUAAAAGGUUAUCCUAUGUUUCAACAACAUGGUUCUUCAUCUGAUAAAGAAAUGGUGGAUGAAGUUCCUGAAAGAAAACGUGAUGUUAGGGAGCGUAUGCCUCUUAGAUCACGUGAAAAUCAUCCGCCAAAUAAAAACUCAAGACAUAUUAGAGAAAGAACAGAACAUGACAGACAAAAUAAUAGAGAACUUAGAGGAAGAGGUGAUCGUGAUCUUAGAGAAAAAACAGAGCAAGACAAAGAUAUUAGAGAUCUUAAGGAUAGGCAAGAAAGGGAAAGAACAGACAGGGAACAUAAAGAUAAAAUGGAAACCAGAAGUAAAUCUAAUGAAGACAAGGAUGUAAGAACAAGAAAAUCUGAUAGUCCAAGUAGACUUAGAGAAGGACCUGCUACAAGACUUGGUGGAAAUUUAAGUGAAAAGGAUGUAAAGCCUAAAGUAGAACGUGUUGAAGCUGAUGAAGAUAGCUCACAAGAAAGCGAAAAAGCUGAAAAUAAUGAUAAUUCUGAAAAUGAAGAUGGCUAUGAAGAUAUGUAUACCCGUAUUAAACGAACUAGAAGGACAGCACAAAGGCAAUUACCAAGGGGUAAGAAACUUACAGUGGUAGAUAGUGAUCUAAGUGAAUCUUCCGAUUCCCCUGGUCCUAGAAAGUAUAGUUUACGUCAAAAAAAACCAGCUGUAGAUAGGUUCCAAGCUAAUGUAGAACCAGUUCGGCGAUCUAUAAAGGCACUUAGAAGUGUUCUUAGUAAUUCCAUGAGAAGACGCAAACAUAGAAGCAAAAGUACGAGCUCUAGUGAUUCCAGUGAUUCAGAACCUCAACGUUAUGAUAAAAAGAAAAGUAAAAAAGCAAGGCAAUCAGCAAUACCUCAAGGUGGACCACCUGACCGUAAAGCAGAUAUAAAUCCAAUUACUUUAGAUACUAAUAUUAGAUUCAAUGAUGUUGGAGGCUUAGAAUCACAUAUUCACUGCCUUAAAGAAAUGGUUGUUUUUCCUAUGAUGUAUCCAGAUGUUUUUGAACGUUUUCAUAUUACCCCACCGAAAGGAGUAUUAUUUCAUGGUCCACCAGGAACUGGUAAGACGUUGAUAGCUAGAGCAUUGGCAAAUGAAUGUAGUCAAGGCAGUAGAAAAAUGUCGUUCUUUAUGAGAAAGGGCGCAGAUUGUCUAUCUAAGUGGGUCGGAGAAUCCGAACGCCAGUUGCGAUUGUUAUUUGAGCAGGCUCAACAAAUGAAACCGUCCAUAAUAUUUUUUGAUGAAAUAGAUGGCCUUGCACCUGUUCGAAGUACGAAACAGGAUCAAAUCCAUGCUAGUAUUGUAUCUACUCUUUUGGCGCUUAUGGAUGGCCUCAGUGAUAGGGGAGAGGUAAUAGUUAUUGGAGCAACAAAUAGAAUAGAUGCUAUUGAUCCAGCAUUACGUAGGCCAGGUCGUUUCGAUCGGGAAUUAUUUUUUCCUUUACCUGCUAUGAAAGAAAGACUAGAGAUAUUAAAAAUUCAUGUUAGUAAGUGGAAAAAUCCGCCACCUGAUCAAUUGUUAGAGAUAUUAGCUGAAAAAGCGACAGGUUAUUGUGGCUCAGACUUGAGGGCUUUAUGCACUGAAGCAGUUUUGCAAGGAUUGCGAAGAACUUAUCCGCAAAUAUAUAUAACAAAUAAUAGGUUACUUUUAGAUCCUGAACGAAUCAAAGUGAAAAAACGGGAUUUUUUACAAGCUAGUUCCAUUCUUGUACCAUCAUCACAAAGAGUGUCACCUUGUGCUAGAAGAAAAUUACAACUUUUCAUGGAACCCUUAUUAGGACCUUUAUUGGAAGAGUUACUUAACUCAAUAAAAGGAAUAUUCCCACAAGGAAUUAAUUCUGCUAUGGCAAAAGUGAAAAUUACCAAAGGGAUUCAUCGUCCAAGACUAUUAAUUUCCGGUGGAAAUUUGUCUGAAGGUCAAGGAUCACAUUUAGCACAAGCAUUAUUAUAUCAUAUGGAACAUCUACCAAUUCAAACAUUAGAUGUUAGCACUCUUUUUGCAGAAAGUGGACGAUCGCCGGAAGAAACCUGCGUUCAGGUGUUUAACGAAGCUGCCAGGAAUGUGCCGUCCAUAAUUUAUAUUCGGUCGAUUGAUCAGUGGUGGCCACUUGUACCUGAAACUGUAAAAGCAGUUUUUUUGUGUCGUAUUGCAGCACUUGAUCCUUCUUUGCCCAUUUUAAUUUUAGCCACAAGUGAUAGAACAUAUCAGGAUCUUCCUACUCAACUUCAAAGUCUGUUUAGCGAACUUCGUAGUGAAGUUUAUUCUAUGAAAACACCAACAGCAGAGCAAAGAUCCAAAUUCUUCCGACCUAUUUUCAUGGUUCAGAGCUUGAAGCCACCGAAAAUAAGAGAUGACAAAGUAGAAGUUCUAGAGGAGCUUCCUUUAGCACCAGAUCCUUUACCAAAGAAAUUAACGGAAGAAGAAAAGAAAAUAAUAUAUGAAAAAGAAGAGGUUUCGUUAAGAGAAUUAAGAAUUUUCUUGAGGGAAAUUUGUGCAAAACUUGCAAGAAAUAGACAAUUUUUCAUGUUUACAAAACCAGUAGAUACGGAAGAAGUACCAGAUUAUAACAUGAUAAUAAAACAACCUAUGGAUUUAGAAACCAUGAUGACAAAAAUCGAUAUGCAUUGUUACCUUUGUGCUCGAGAUUUUCUCGAUGAUAUCGAUCUCAUUUGUAGAAAUGCUUUGGAAUAUAAUCCUGACAGCUUACGUGAUAGGCCUUCCCUUGGAAUAUUAAAGAGAGAUCCAGCUGACAAAUUGAUAAGACACCGUGCAUGCUCUCUUCGUGAUAAUGCAUACGCAUUAAUAAAAGCAGAACUGGAUUCCGACUUUGAGGAUAAAUGUCGUGAGAUUUCGAAGAAUCGUAAAAUUAUUGAAAGUACGUCUAACAACGAGGUAGAAAAUAAGAAUCAGUCAAAAGCAGAGCAAUCCACAUCUGGAAUCGAACGAACAGAUAAAAAAGAUACAGCGAGUCCUAGUCAUUCCUUGAUUGUAAAUGGAAGAAGAUAUAAUAAUUCUAGAAAACGUAGAAUACCAGCUUGGGCACGAGGCUAUGUAAAGAAAGUUCAUAAAAAGAAGAAAAUCGCAUUUGAUGAAAAUGUAACUGUAUCGGAUAACAAAGUAUGUUUAACUAACGAAACAACAAGUAUAGAUUUGGAAAAAUUCCAAGAAUUUGAAACUGAAGCAAACAGUGUUUUGAAUGGUCAUGUACCUCUGUUUGAUAAUUCUGAAUCUGAAAACGAUUCUCAAAAUGAAAGUUCAAAAGACAUGCAAGGAAUUCAAAGCAAUAAUGUCAGUGAUCAGCAUAUUGAUGACAUUGAAAAUAUGGAUAUAUGUUUUACGGAAGAAGAGAAGAAUGCGGAAAAUAGUGCAUCUAAUUCAUCGUCUAGACGGGAAAGUAUAGAUGAAUUAUCGUUUGCUAUUGAAAGUGAUUCUAGUCCAGCCAGAUUUGAAGAAAACGAAAAGUUUGUAGUAGAUAGGAAUGAAAUGGAGAAUGCAUGGCAAACCACCGUUGAAGUUACGAAGGAUUUUCCUGUAGAAGUACUAUGUGACAUUUAUGUGCAACUGAGUCGAUGUGUAGGAAAAUAUGCUCAGAGCUACGAUAGAAAAUCACUGCCAAAGGAGUUGCUCAAGGAAGUGAAAAGAUUUGAAGAGUUCAAGACAACGUACGAGAAAGUUCAUCAUGUCGCUAAUCAAACCGACAUAUUAUAAGUCACACGCUACCUUUAGUAUCAUUAUAACAAAAUUUUUGUACAUUUCCACUAAACAAAGAUUAUCAAUUAAUCUUAAAUCACAUGAUGAUUUAAAAUAGUACAUUUUUUUCGUUUCAAUCUUUACAGUUACUGAUAAUUAAUAAGAGGAAGGAGGUAACUUUAAUAUUAUAUAGAUAUAUAUGAAGAAAAACCGAAAUGAUGCAUUCGAUUUUCGGUUUUUAAAGACAUGGUGAAGUAUAACUGUGCGUUAAUCUUACAAGGAAAAGAAUGAUUGUUAUAUAUGAAACUAAAAGGAUACGAUUUUAAUCAUUUAUCUCUCAGUAUCUAAAUAUAAAAUAAUAAAUUAUUAUAAUAAUAUUGGCUUAUAAUUAUUAGUGGCUGACAUAAUAUAUCUCACAGUAAAAAAAUUUUGAUAUCAAAUUUAGAUACUUCAAUAAUCAUACAUGAUUUUCAGUUAAUUAUAAAUUUUUGCAUAAAAAUUGGUAUAAAAAUGCAAUAAAAGAAAUUAGUUAGAAAACUACAAAUAAUUUGUUUUCUGUGCAAGUUGAUUUUAGUGGGAUACUUGUGAAAUAAUUUUUGCGUUAAUAUAUAGUACUUCAUGACUCAGAGAAGUAUAUUUCUUUAUAACAAAAUUUUGCAAAUGGUGGUUAUACAAAGAUGAUGGUAAUUUAAUACAAUAUGUACUUAACUAUAGUUUUUUACAUGUGGUACUUGGCAGUACAUUAUAUCAAAUUAUUUUAUUGUAUCUGCACAUAAUAGAAUUCUAACAAAUCCUGAUAAAAUACAUUAUAGAUUCAUUAUAUGCGCCAGUUAUUACUUUGGAUUUUUACAGACCUUUAUAUAAUUUUUAUAAAAGUACUUUAAACAUAGACAUAUCUUGACAUAUAGGUUCCAACAUGCAUAUAUAAGGUCAUAUGUGCUCUAUUUUUAAAAAGAAAUCGUUUACUAAAGUAAUACUCAACAUAAAAAUGUCUAAGUUUUAAAUUUAAAUUCAGUAAUUUUAUAUAAUUUUUUUUACUGUUUUAUUAGAGGUUAUUAAUCAAUCAUUAAAGCAAUGAGAACUUAAAAACAAAUUUCAUAAAUUGUAAAACAUGUAAAUACAUUCCAAAUUUUAUGAGCAAUAUUACAUAUUGCAUAAUUAAAUAUUUUUGGCAUGUACAUAAUGGAUUUUUAGGAGUAACUUGUACUAGAUUUUGAUAUUUAUUAUAUGCUUUCUUUUCAUAUUUAAAAAUCAUGGAUAAUUUAGUAAAUGAAAUUUAGAUAAUCUGUGUAUUAUUUAAAAUAACGCUUGAUACAGUGAUUUUUCAUCAAUAUGAAUAAAAAUUCUAUCUAGCAUAAUUUGUCAUUCUUAUAUACAUUAGUGAUUAGUCAUGUUAGUGACUGGUCACGAAUGUUAUCAUGGCAUUAUUCAAAAUUUGAAUUUGUUAUUUUAAAUAGUACGAUUUUAUUGAGUACAAUUAUAAAAUUAUGUAGUUGAAUUAUAUUUAGAUAAUUAGUUUUUUAAUCAUAAUGUGGAUAAUGUACAAUUGAAACAUGGUACAUCCUCGUCGGUUUAUUUUAACCAAAGUUAUAAACGAUAAGCAAAGUAAUUAAAAAAUAGAAUUUGAUUCAGUUAUAGAUAUAACAGUGGAUAUAAAUGAAAAUCAGUAUAAAUAUGAAAUACCUCGGUAAAAAUCAUAAACAUAUGCAAAGAAAAUCGUAUUUGUAUAAAUGUUAGAAAAUAUUUAACAUAAAACUUACAUUCUAGAUUCGUAUACUGGUUGUGAUUUAUACUGUAACUGUGAAAGAAUAGUUACCAAACAUUAUAGAUGAGAGAAAAAAGAUUUUAAUGCAUUCUAGAGUGCAAGUAAUAAGUUCUUCCUAUUGACAUUGUUCAUAUAAAUAGUAUUCACUUAUAUAAGUAAACAAUGUGUUAGCAAAUGAAUUUCUUUAUUUAGUUUCAAUUAUUUAUAUGCAUAUAUAUAUAUAUAUAUAUAUAUAUAUAUAUAUAUAUAUAUAUAUAUGCAUAUAUAUCUUAGUAUGUAUUCUAUAUAUAUAUAUAUAGAAUACAUACUAAGUUUAAAAUGGAUAGUAAGAAUUAAUAGUAACUCUUAUGAUCAAGCAUGUAACAAAUAAUACUGUAUUCUUAAAAUAAUGCUAUGUAACCAAUAGCUGAUACAAUUUCAAAUAUUAUGAUAUGUUAUUAAUAAAUUAGUAGUUAACUUUAUAAUUUGUUAUAUUUAUAUUAGUCAAAAUUUACGAAUGUGAAAAUUAAAUUAAAUGUUAUAAAAAAUUAAUUUUUCAAUUAUAGCGAGUAUUAUAACUGAGUUUUACGAAAUUAUAAUUAAAUUACUUAAUAUUUGUUAGAAUAUAGGGAUGAAAAGACUGAACUCUAGAAAUGCUCACUACAUAGUAUUUAUUCCCUUUGUGUGUUACUCUCUAUAUUCAAAUUGAACUAGCAAAAUAAUUUUCAGUACUCUAUUAGAUGAAUUUCUUUAGUGUACAUACCAAAUUUUGAAAUAAAAUAAUUUAUAUAUGUAAUUUUUAGGACAAUUAUCUAUAUGUUUAACAUUUUGAUAUAUGCUUGAUGUUUUAGGAUGAUAUAUUAGAGUUGAAAGAAUGACUGAAGAUAAUUUACGGUAAAAAUAUGUCAUGCCAAGAAAAUUCAUUUUAUUUUCAUUGCUAAUUUUUAAACAAUUUGCAUUCUUUUUGUAAUUUAAUUUAGUAUUUUAUGUAAAGUUAUUUCUGUAUUUAAUUAUUAGUAUUAAAAAUGUUCCAUGCGCAUACGUAUACUGUUUUGUAUAAAAUUAAACUGUACUAACAGUAAAGGAACUAAUGCUUAAAAAUUUACUAAAAUUUGUAGCAGUAUUUCAAAAAAUUAAAAAAUAUUUGUUAAUGCCUUUGUUAAGAUAUCUUUUUAUAACAUGAAAUACAAAUGAUUUUGAAGAAUUCAAGUGUAAAUUAAAAAAUCUUAGUUCACAUAUUUCUGCACAAUUUAGAAUUUAAUUUGAACUUUUAAUAAUUGAGAUGCUUUUUAAUCGAGCAAUUAUAUAUCAAGACUUCACACAAAAUUUAGUAAAAUUGAGGAUUUGAAUAUUGUACUUUCUCUUGCUCAGGUGUCUAUCCUUUUAUGAUAAGGAUAAUCAAUAUUAUAUAAACUAAUGUUACAUUAUGGAAAUUGAAUAAGUAUUGGUAUUGAUGUUAGAUAAAGAGAACUAAGUUAACAAAAAUAUCGUUACCAUUAUAUAUCAUUUAUAGCACUCAUGAUAUAUAGGAAGCAAGGAAUUUAAAGUACUAAAACAAAGCUGUAAUAUUGCUUCUAGUUUCUAAAGCAUUAACAAAAAGUUCAGCGAUAUGAAAUUUUGUUUGAAAUUUGUAUGUUAAUGGUAUAGUCUAUAUUCAGAUAUUUUUUAUCAGCUUAAUUUAAUUCAGUAAUAUAGUAUCCACAAACUUUUAUUUAAUUCAAGUAUACCCAUUAAAUAUCGCUGAUAUUUGCCAAAGAAUUUGUAUAAUAUUUCAAUGAUAAAGAUUGAAAUGUAAAUCUCGAUAAAUAGCAAAUGAUACAGAAAAAUCACAUAUACAAUUAAUACAGAUUAAAAAAAGGACAUUAAUUGAAUCAUUGUGACUUUUCUGUUUCCAUUGAUAUAUUUUACAUUCCACUUUAUGAUAAAUAAAUCCGAAACGUAAUUAUUCCAAGAAUAAUUUCUGGUGCUAUUUUCUGAUGUGCUAUCAUCUCUGUAUUACCAAUAAUAAGCAAAAGACAAAAAAAAAAACUGUGUAAUUACAUGUACAUUGUAUUAAUCGAGAGGUUUCCGUAACCACUGCCGUUUGAACUAACUAAUAUAAUUACUUUGCUAAAAUAUUCGGAUAAUAAAGAUUGUAAUGCUGCUAUUUGCAAAGAACAUAUUGAUCUACGAAUUUAAUGAAAUUUUUAUUUAAUAUGUAUGUUCGUACAAUAUGACCUUUGGCAGACAGUAGUUUCAGACAUAUGAAGCAUACGUGUAGAAGAUAUAGGAAACAAAACAAAAGAGCAUACACUGCCUUAUUUAUUUUACCAUACAGGUAAUAAGUUUUAUUGUCAUUCAUUGUAGCAUAAUAAAUUGAAAUUUCAUAAU
Messenger RNA from Bombus pascuorum, 8986 nucleotides. Its product is annotated as ATPase family AAA domain-containing protein 2-like. Gene Ontology annotation, cellular component: nucleus. Gene Ontology annotation, biological process: positive regulation of transcription by RNA polymerase II. Gene Ontology annotation, molecular function: chromatin binding; histone binding; ATP binding. The coding region runs from base 940 to 4890 and encodes 1316 amino acids. The transcript has 16 exons. NCBI's taxonomy places the organism in Eukaryota, Metazoa, Arthropoda, Insecta, Hymenoptera, Apidae. The record is from RefSeq and is a predicted model, not a curated record.